AUGAGUGUAACAGAAAUUCCUACAACUAAUGCAAGUACUACUCCAUUUAAUCCUAUCUGCAGGAACAGACAAGCACCAUACGCCUAUGAGAUCCUAGAAAAGCUUGACACAACUGGACAGGUGCUGUUUGCAAUUCUAACAUUUAUGUCAGUAAUUGCAGUUGUAGUGUUUAUAGAAGAAGCAUGUUACAUGUACAAAAAAAUCCCUGGAGCCAAAAAAUCAAUAAUCAUCUGGGUGAAUGCUGGCGCCCCAAUAAUUACUACAACAUCAUGCGUGGGAAUGUGGAUUCCUAGAAGUACUAUGUUCACAGACUUCACUGCUUCUGUGUUUCUCGCUGUUGUUAUACACAAGUUUCAACUUAUGUUGGUAAGUGAAUGUGGUGGCAGAAGAGAAUUCCUCAAGAGGUUCGGGGCACAAAAACUUCAGCUCAACACUGGCCCACUUUGCUGUUGUUGUCUAUGCUUUCCAAGGAAAGAUAUUAACAGGGUUACCUUAUUUAUCUUGAAGUUGGGUACCUUUCAGUUUGCA
Staurois parvus is the source of this 528-nucleotide messenger RNA. Lineage: Eukaryota; Metazoa; Chordata; Amphibia; Anura; Ranidae. The record is from the annotation of a GenBank genome assembly.